Gaeumannomyces tritici R3-111a-1 is the source of this 936-nucleotide messenger RNA. Its product is annotated as gluconolactonase. Lineage: Eukaryota; Fungi; Ascomycota; Sordariomycetes; Magnaporthales; Magnaporthaceae. The record is from RefSeq and is a predicted model, not a curated record. The transcript is spliced from 2 exons. Bases 1 to 936 code for a protein of 311 amino acids.
AUGAACUUCUACCCUCCACCCCCCGUCAUCGAAGCGGAGCUCUACGUUCGGAUCCCGGACGACAAGCGGUGCAUAGGAGAGGAGUCCGAGUGGAGAGGCGGGUUUGCAGCCGCCUUCCAGCACAUCUUCCUCGAAGGGCCCGUGGUCGACGCCGAGGGCAACCUCUUUAUCGUCGACAUCCCCUACGGCCGGAUCCUCAAGAUCGACGCGCAGAAGAAUGUGACCGUCUGCGUCCGCUGGGACGGCGAGCCCAACGGACUGGUGGCCACUCCAGACGGGACGCUUCUGGUGGCAGACUACAAGCAGGGCAUUCUCGAGUUCGACCCCGCCACCAGCACGAUCAAGCCCAAGCUGAGCCGCAAGAACCUAGAGCGGUUCAAGGGCCCCAACGACCUCAUUAUGGACUCGCAACGGAGCCUCUACUUCACAGACCAGGGCCAGACGGGCAUGACGGACCCGACGGGGCGCGUAUACCGGCUGUCGCCGACAGGCAAGCUGGACACGCUGCUGGACAACGGCGCGUCGCCCAACGGGCUGGCGCUCUCGCCCGACGAGCGGUUCCUGUUCGUGGCCAUGACGCGCGCGAACCAGGUGUGGCGCCUGCCGCUGCACGCCGACGGCACCACGUCCAAGGUCGGCGUCUUCUUCCAGUCCUUUGGCACGGCCGGGCCCGACGGCCUCAGGGUGGACGAGGAGGGGAACCUUUUCGUGUGCCACCCCAGCCUGGGGUCCGUGUUCGUGGUGGACAAGCAGGGCGUCCCCAAGGCGCGUAUCGUCAGUGGCACAAAGGGCAUCAACCUGACCAACUGCUGCUUCGGCGGGCCCGAGCACAAGACGCUCUACAUCACCGACAGCCUCGAGGGCAACGUGCAAAAGGUGGAGUGGCACUGCAGGGGAGCAGUGGCGGCCCCGAAGGUGUCUAGGAGUGCCGUUUGA